AUGUCUAAAGAGCUCGUUUUGCGUCUUAAUAACAGAAAUUACGCAAACUGGCUGAAAGCAGGACAGUGUCUGUAUAUCCUGACGGAAGCCCUUUGUCCCUUCACCGAUGAGAAGAUGCAAAAUUUUCACCAAUAUUUGCUACGUGACAUGCUUCACCUCCGUGAACCAUGUCAGGGAAGAUGUCACCAUGAGGACAUUAAGCAUUCCAGGGCAUGUAACUGGUGUUUACAUUGGAAGUCAGUGAUUCUCAGCCACCACAGACAACCCAAUUCCAUGCUAAAUUGGGAGAACUGUACCCCUGCUGCGUGGAGAACAAACCACUGGGAGCUGGCUAAGGCAUACAUGCCACGAGGACAGGCACACGUGAGAACGGCCGAUCAGUGUGAUCCUUCUGCUCUUCUCAACCUCAUCAACUUCUGUGACUGUUUUGCCAUUGUAAAUGUACAUUCUUCUUUAGUCAGAGAGCUGAUUAGAUGCAGGAAUGCAUUGAUGCAUUCUGCUGACAUGCAUGUGACGGACGAGUGGAUGAAAAAAUUCAAGGUUACACUGACACGUUUUGUCCAGCUUUUCGACCACGUACCCAGCAUGGCAGGAACUGAACAAAAACUUACUCAGAUGCUGGCAGUUGAUUUGUCAAUUUGUGCAAUUGACGUCGUAGAUGAUCCCGAAAUGGAAUUAGCUACAGAUUCUGUGACGUACAAUGUAAUGCCUGAAAAAAUCUUCCAAUGGGAGGCUGAUUUACUGCAAGAGAGGCUGCAGGAGUUGAAACAUAUGGCUGAAGAUGAAACAAUGGAUACCAACCAGCUCAAGAUGCUGGAAUGUUUCCUGCAGCAAAACAAAGAUCUGAGCGAGAAGUUUUCAGGACAGCUGCAGGCCAUCAGCAUGUUGGUGGCUGAACAAAGAAAAACUUAA
Nerophis lumbriciformis (worm pipefish) is the source of this 912-nucleotide messenger RNA. The record is from RefSeq and is a predicted model, not a curated record. NCBI's taxonomy places the organism in Eukaryota, Metazoa, Chordata, Actinopteri, Syngnathiformes, Syngnathidae.